AUGGAAUCAUUUAGAAAUACAUUAAGGAAUAAAUGGACUAAACAUGUUACAGCAAGAAGAAUAAGAAAUCUUUGGAAUGAAUAUACAAAAGUUGCUGAAAUAAAGGAUCCAAAUUUAGUUACAUUGAAACUAAAUAACUUUUUAGAUUCAUUCCAAGAGAGUUAUAAAGAACUGUUGGAUUCAGGACAGAUUAAAACGAUAGAUCUAGACAAGAUAUUCGGUGAUUGUUCAGAUAUUCUCGUGUCACUGCUUGACUUGGUAGAGAGAGAAUCAAAUAGAACCAUUAAGAGAGGUCAAUCCGCUGAAUCCGACGAAGAUCAAGAUAGUUUGAAAUAUGUAGUGGAACUAAUCAAUAAAUCAUUAGGUGUUGCUGAAUUAAUAUUACAUAUAUCGGUCUCUGAACACACCGAAGACGAUCUAUUGAAACUUAUCAACAUGAGAAAGUCAUUAUCAAUGUCAUCCAUUAGUGAAUUUGCAAGACAUAAAAUAGGUACUGUUGUUUCAGAAGGAUUCAAAGUGAUUGUAGGUGAAUUCCAAAAGGUAUUUUCACCGCAUGACUUUGAGACAACUCCAAGAAAAUUAUCAUUAGAGAAAUCAAAUAUUUACAAUGGCAAUGAUAUGGCAUUGGAUGAUUCGUUUAUUCCAAGUUUUGAAGUUAUCGAACAGGAGAUCAAAUCAUUGAAUAAUAUGAUCAAUGGAAUUAUUGAAAAUGGUGGUUUGAGUAAUAGUGGCAAUAGAAGUGUAACUGGAACUGGUAAUAGCAACAUUAUGAAUAAUAAUAAUAAUAAUAAUGAUGUUAAUAAUAGUAGCAAUAGCAAUAAUAACAAUAGUAAUAAUAAUAGUAAUGAUGGAGAGGAUGAUGAUUCUACUGUGGCGGUGUCGGUGGUAGCUGAUGAAUCGAAGCGAAACUCAAUCGAUCCAACAGAGGAAGAGAUUCUCAAGGAGUUCAUGCGUGUGCAGGGUGCACUGACGCUGCUUGCCGAUUCGAUUCAGGAGGCUGCACUCGUAGUACAGCUGGAUCUACUGGAGACCAUCAGCAAACUACUCUACAACAAUCAGAAGAAUCAGCAGGAGUUUCGUGCGAUGAAUGGCUACUCGAUAUUGAUUCACCUCUUUGACAAUGUACAUGACUUUAACACACCAGAAGGCAAAGACUUCUUGAACGAUUGCUUCUGUUUGAUCUUUGCAAUCAUUCUCGAUGGCAACAAAUCGAAACGAGUCAUGAACAUCGACGCACUCGAUUUCCUCUUUAGAAUCCUUUCAAACUCCAUACAGACCGAAGUUCGAUUGCAAACGAUGACAUGCAUACAAGAUCUAAUAUCUAUCAACCCGUUGAACAUCAUCAGCAUCAGACAUGUCGGUGCAAUCGAUAAGCUAUUUCAACUUGUUUUAGAUAUACAUGGUAACAAAGAGAAUGAAAAUGAAGAUUUAAAUGAUGAAAAGGAAUCAACGAAAUUGCUAUUGGCAACAAGUGAAUUGAUAUUGUAUUUGGGUGUGUUAUUUAGUAAACAUAAUACAGAGGUAUUCAGAAAAUAUGUUGAUCUUAUGCAUAAAUCAGAUCCACCAUUAACAGAUACAUUACAAUCAUUGAUGCUAUCUUCAUCCAUUACAUUAUUAUCAGAUACCAUCUAUCAUAAGACAUUAAUAGAAAAGAAUUUAUUAUCAGUUUUUAUAGAUAUCAUACAAAGAUAUCAGCGAGAGUUGAAAGAGUUAAAGAAUAAUAUUGAUAGAGAGCAAUUGGAGGAGGAUGAUAUUGAUAGUGAAUACGAUGAGAAGAUACAAACUUUAUCAGAGAAAUUACUAUUGAUUUUAGAAUUAAUUUUUAUGUAUAUUAAAUAUGUAGACGAUGAAACAACUAUUGAAUUUAUUUCGAAACCAGAAUCUAUAAAGUUGUUUGUUAGAUUGGCGAUGGAGGACAAUCAUUAUCUUGGCGGUAGUGAUGUGUCUGAUCUGUGUCUUUGGAUUGUUGUUACGAUGAUGUCGAUGGAUGCCAACUCCUACAGCUUUGCAACGGGCAGUAGUAAUAGCAGUAUCGGUGUGUUGAUUGCCAUGCUCGACGACCAGUCGUUCUCGAUGGACAAAAAGGAGAAGCUUUGCUAUUGCAUUGCCGACGUAAUGCGAUUGGUUCCGCCCGAUAAGAUGUCACUCAAGAUUAAAUUCCAAGAGUGCGGUGGUCUCAAUUCGCUGGUCGCCUGUGCACGCAACGCCAACGCCACACAAGGGCUGGUGUAUGCAUCGCUCGUUGCACUCUGUGAGGCUUGUCAUGGCUGCGAAGAGAACAAGUGUGUACUGGACAGCAGCGGCUACAUGGCGUUGUCGUCAGUGGUAAAGUCAUCGCAUGUCGUAAUCGAUCAGUAUCUCUUCCAGAUGUUUGUUGAGCUGGCGAUGAACAACGACGUCGUCAUUCGCUACGACAUUGACUAUCUCGAGCAGAUCUUCUCGCCGCGCGUCAAUCAUGUCAUACAAAACAUCAUACAACCGCAACCUCAAUACACUUCGAUCCUACCAUACUCGAAGCGUCAACUUGUCGAAGUUGCAUCGGCAACCAACAAUCUCAAGAAACAAAAGCAGCAACAACAACAACAACAGAUGACAUUAUUGGCAGGUGGUAAACCAUCUAUCAAUAUUCAAGGUGAAGUUCAACAACAGGAGCAACAGCUGUAUGGCGAUGAGAUUAACUUGGGUGAGGAUCUGGCUAUUGAUACCUCGCCAGUGUCAAGUCCAUCGACGACACCGGUUCACUCUUUGUCCAGCUCACAAAACGGACAUCUUCAAGCGAUGCAGCAGAUGACCAAUCAUAGUUCUUCGCAUCUCAGUUUGCCGUCGAUGCCGGCAUCGAUGAACAUCUCGCAUGUGCUCCAAGCAAAGACCGGUAUUGUUCGUGUUCCAAGCUUCCGUAAUCUCUUCAGCGGAACCAGAAGAAACAGUAUUGGUUCGUGGGCAGGUUCUUUCGAUGAUCUCUACGGUGUCUGUCAGGCCACAGUCAACUCUGACAACAUGUCAAACUUUAACAGCAACAACGUGCUCCUUACGGAAGCAUCACAAAUCAAAUACUAUCGUUCACAACUCUCUGUACAGGAAGACGACAAAGAAACACUCUAUUCCUACACUUUGUUGGGCAGAUCGAAACUACGUUCUCCAGAUGCCGCCCUGAUGCUCGUCGACCUGCUCCCACAGUCACCUACACACGUCCAGCAACACAACUUGAUCCUGCUCAUGAAGAUACUCGAAUCCAACCCACAAAACAAAAAGAUGUUAUGCGCUGCACAAGGAUUGAAAUUCCUGCUGUACCUCUCUCACCAGUCACCAGAGGAAACACAAUCCUACUACAGUCGUCUCAUUGUCAUCCUCGGUCUCUACGAUAUCAGUCCAUCUGAGGUACGUCUUCUCUUUGAUCUAGCAUGCUUCCCAUCGUUUGAAUCACAUCCACAAUUGUUACACCAUCACAACAAUAACCUAUCGUCUGCAUUGCAACAAGCUGCCAACAACAACAACAACAACAGCAACAACAGUAAUUUUGUAAACACUCCAUCUUCUACUCAUUCCGUUCAACGAAGAGAACGAAACAGAAAACAAGAGUUACAAAUGCAGGUUCUCUAUGUUAUCGGUACGCUGACAGAGAGAAAGGCACCACCUUUAUACUUUAACUUUGAUGGAUUCGAUAGCUAUAUCUCUGUUGGAACGAUCGAUAAAUUCCCAAGUCAGAGAAGUGGUUACACAUUCAGUUGUUGGCUGCGAACCAAUUACUUCCUCAGUGAUGAGGCCGGUCUGUUCAGCUGGCAAGACACCAACGAGAACAAUAUAUUCGAUGUCUACUUCAAGGCACUCGGCAAGCAUCCCGAAAACAAACGUUAUCUCUGCAUCCAAACGAGAAACUACCCUUCGCCUCCAGAGACAUUCUAUUUCGACAAGUUUGGAUUCGUCGAGUGUGGCGGCUGGCAUCACAUCGUGAUCACUCACAACAAACAAAAGAUCUCGUUGUACGUCGACGGCAAAUUCAUUCAGAACUACAGCACCGCCAACUACCCAAAGACCAUCACCAAGGAUAAGCCUAUCCAAGGUUGCAUCGGUCGUCGUCUCUAUAGCACCGUCGCCGCCAACAACAACAACAACAGCAACAACAAUAGCAGCAGCAAUCUCAGUCAGCUGAUUAGCCAGGCAUCGCAAACCAGUUUUAACUCUCUCAGCUCGAUGGACCAAGAAACUCUUUCGAGCUCACUCCGCGAGAUGAACGGCAAUGGCUACGAGAAAGGAUUCUUCUGCGGUCAAAUGGGAACGAUUCACUUUUUCGAAGGUAUCUGGGAAGCUCCUUCCUGCUACAAGGUAUACAGUAGAGGUAACCUCUAUAACAAUACCUACAAGACACUAGGAAUCGAGAAUAAAGAGUUCCUCGUCAUCAAGCCUGCUUCUUCGCCGUCGAACAUCAUCGAGCCAAUCAACACCACACUCUCCAUGUCUGGUGAAGUUUUCAUGCCACCAAUACCAAUUCACUCGCCACCAUCCUCACCAUCGAUACCAAGAAAUCUUUCAUUCCAAGGACAACUACCAUUGUCUUCACUCAGUGGCAAUAGUAAUAAUAACAACAAUGCUGUUGGUCCUAUCGCUUCUGGAGGAAGUGGAUCGAGUGCCGGUAACAGUGUCAACAGCGCAACAAGCAAUAUCUCACCAUCACGUGAUAGUCCAUUCCUUAUUUUCAAUAACCCAGAUCUUAUUACAACAUCGCCAAUCUCCAAAGACAAGGAGAGCAGCGGUUUGAAUCCGUUGGUAAAUUCAAGCGAUCAAAUUCUACAAGUUCCAAAAGAUGAAUCGCUCCUCAAGAAAUCAAUGUCCAACUUGGUGCCUAAUGAGACACAAGGUGCACUCAUUGAGUUCAUUGGUGUAAAUGUCCAUCAAACUCGUUGCUUGAAGGAUGUAAUCAAGGAAGUCGGUGGUAUUCAUUUGUGUUUGCCAUUCUUGGAUAUGGCGCCAGCUCAACAAGUUGCCGGUCUACGUAUUCUUGCGGGACUGCUUCACAAGAGUGAUUCCAACAAGGCACAAUUCCGUGAGCUGAAUGGUUUUGCAAUUCUCUAUCACCUGCUCCUAAGAUUCUCACCGUCGACUGCCAACCCACAUCCCUCUCUCAAUGCCGAGCUUACAAUGGAAUCGUUCGAGAUUCUCUUUGACUUGCUGUUGGACGGUAUGAAUAACCUGUCCGAUACCAAACAACUUUGGAGUCACGAUUAUACCAAUGGAGUGUACGAGAAAAUCCAUGCCAAAUCAAAGGUAUUGGAUAUCGUCUACGAGGAAAUGAGAAAAUGUCCAAGCUUACUGGAGAAUCUACGUUCGUUGGGUGGAUUCAAUAUUGUAUUCUCAUUGAUUGAGAUACCCAAUGAAGAUAUUAGAGUGACCGCUAUCAAACUGAUUGGUCUGCUGAUACAUUCAAACUCGAAGGCAGCAUCGCUCUUCAGAAGAAACAGUGGAUUCGAUUUGUUGGCCAUUCUACUGGCUAGAUAUCCACCUACACUGCCCGUCUGCAAAGCACUGACUGUGCUCAUGGUUGACGGCUACCGAUUCGAUCCGAAAUGCGUACCGGAAACCAAACAACGUUCUUCCAGUUGGAUAUCACUCGACUUCUUCACCAGAGACAAGAGUUCCGAUUCACUGUCGACUCUCACUCAAUCUCCUACGAUUCCAGCACUGGCUAUCUGCAAGCGUAUGAUCAUCCACGAUAUCUUUAAGAAGGCAUCGAAGAUCAUAAGAAUCAAAGAGGUUUGCAUCGAUCUCGAAGAACUCUACGUACAUAUCAUGGAUAGUGUACUGGAUUACUUUGAGAAAGAAUAUGUACUUCCAACCAACGAGUCUGCCGACAUCAUCGUUAAAAACCUUGUACUAUACUUCAAGACACUCGAAGACAUUGCAGUUCCACCCGAUAUCUCAAUGAGAAUACUCAAUACCAUCAAUCAACUAGCCGUUCACAACACCUCUGUCAUCAGAGCAACCAUGAAAUCCAAUGGUCUAUUUGAUCAUAGAGAUAUGUUAAUCAUUCAAUUAUUAAGAUGUGAUAUUAAAGGAGCAAUUAUGACAUUUGAUUUCGAAUGUGUUGUCGACCAGAAAGCAUUCAGAGAGACAAACAAUGGAUUGUUCAACAACGCAGACCACGAUUCCGGCGAAGUCGAAAUGCAACAGCAACAGCACGACGAUCUCAACGAUCCGAUCGGGUGUUUCAUCGAUACCUACUACCGAGACGAUUUCACACCGAAGCGUAUUGAGAUUGAAACUCGUAUCGCCAAGCUGAUGCAGCCCGUCGAGACAAAGUUCAACAGUCAGCAAGAGAAGCUGGUGAAGCUCAAGGAGAAGCGAAUCAAACAACGUAAAGACAAGCUACUCAAACAACACUCGACCAUUCAGAAACUACUGCAAGAGGUCGAAGAGAAACGUCGUGCCUGCGCCAACAAGAUGAUCGCCCAAUACAUCGCCAAAUCGAAAUCGAUACCGCAACACUCUAAAGAACGUCUGAAACUCGGCAAGGAACGCUGGGAGUUCUUCAAACAAAAACUCUGGGAUUCCGUUCUAUGGAUAAACGAACAACAACAACCAAACAACAACAAUACAAUUACACCAACCAAUUCAAUCAACAUUCCACCAACAACAACAACAUCAUCAUCAUCAUCAACAACAGCUAACGAUAAUUCCCCAUCAAAAACAAAUAUAACAACAAACGAAAUCAUCACAACAACAAAUGAAAAUAAUUAA
This is a messenger RNA of Heterostelium album PN500, 6732 nucleotides long. RefSeq lists its product as uncharacterized. NCBI's taxonomy places the organism in Eukaryota, Evosea, Eumycetozoa, Acytosteliales, Acytosteliaceae. The record is from RefSeq and is a predicted model, not a curated record. Bases 1 to 6732 code for a protein of 2243 amino acids. The transcript has 12 exons.